This is a messenger RNA of Mercenaria mercenaria, 7552 nucleotides long. Its product is annotated as DNA excision repair protein ERCC-6-like 2. The transcript is spliced from 18 exons. Gene Ontology annotation, molecular function: ATP binding; ATP-dependent chromatin remodeler activity. Lineage: Eukaryota; Metazoa; Mollusca; Bivalvia; Venerida; Veneridae. The record is from RefSeq and is a predicted model, not a curated record. Bases 142 to 3642 code for a protein of 1166 amino acids.
AAAAAAGGGCUCUAAAUCAAUCUAGAAAUUUACUUUUUUUCCAGAAAAUAUCAUGGAACAGACAAAGCUGAAUGUUUAAAAGAAAUAAAGAAAGGAAAGUUAGAAAUCAUUGUAACCACAUUUGAAACAUUUAGAGAACAUAUGGCGGAUUUGAACUCAGUGGCCUGGGAUGCUGUAAUUGUUGAUGAAGUUCAUAAAAUCAAGGAUAUGAAAGCAAGAACAACAAAGGCGUUGAGAGAAAUUAACACCAGCAGGAGAUUUGGUUUGACUGGUACUGCAUUACAGAAUAAUCUUUUAGAGUUCUGGAGUAUUCUAGACUGGGCUCAGCCAGGAUGUUUAGGGUUACAAGCAGAUUUUGUUCAUGAAUUUAUUCGGCCGAUAGAAAGUGGACAGAGACAUGAUGCCAACAAGAGAGAGUUGGCCAUGGCAAGAAAACAAAAGGACAAGCUGGCUAAGAUCAGGAAAACAAUGAUGAUACGAAGGUUGAAAAGUCUGAUAGCUGAUCAACUUCCCAAGAAAGAUGACAGUGUUGUGUUCUGCAAACUAAGUCAGUUACAAACCAGCAUUUAUCAGACUAUACUGGACCAGCCUGGCAUAGACUAUGUUAUACAUGGAGAUGAUCCUUGUUCCUGUGAUAGUGGAGAACCUCAGAGUCGAUGCUGCAAACAGAAAACUCCUGAUGGUCAGUCUAUCAGAUCUUUGAGGUUCACCUUUAUGCAUUUACUACUGAAGACGUCAAAUCAUGUAGCACUGCUCAUACCUACAGAGAAAACAAGUGAGAGACAGGCAACAACAGCUCGUAAGAUCUGUGAAGCUGCUUUAAGUAAACAUCCAGAGUUUGUUGCUCAAACUAAAGAAGCAUCCUUUAAAACACUUUCUGAUCCAAAAUAUUGUGGGAAAAUGAAGAUUCUACAAGGUCUGUUGAAAGUAUUCUAUAAAGAACAUUCCAAGACUCUCGUUUUUUCUUACUCUACUCAGGUAUUGGACAUUAUUGAGCAACAUUUGAUGAGUACAGGGUAUGAAUAUAGAAGGAUUGAUGGAAAAGUCUCGUCUAAGAAAAGAAUGAUUGUAGUUCGAGAAUUCAACAAAGAUCCUAACAUCUUUAUUUGUCUCAUUUCAACAAAGGCUGGAGGUCUAGGGUUGAACCUUACAGGAGCUAACAAGGUGGUUAUAUUUGAUCCUAAUUGGAACCCAACACACGACCUUCAGGCUCAAGAUAGGGCUUAUCGUAUUGGGCAGAGACGUGAUGUACAAGUAUACAGAUUGAUAUCAACAGGGACUAUAGAGGAAAACAUGUAUCUCAGACAGAUAUACAAACAGCAACUGUUGAAUGUGACAGUAGAGGAUGAGAAUGCCAGGCGAUAUUUCUACGCUGUUCAAGGGAACCGGAACCAGAAAGGAGAAAUAUUUGGUGUGAAGAAUAUGUUUGUACUGCGGACUGGAGAGUCGUGUAUUACACGAGAUAUUAUCAAGAGAAAUGAGAGAGUUGAGUCAGCUCUGGAAGGAUUUGACACGGCACAGUAUGUUUCUCCCGUUGUACGCUUAGAGGAGGAUGAAGAGUAUGAGGAUGUUGUUGGUGAGGGAAAUGCUGCCACAGAAAACUCCACACCUUCUGAGUCUGAGGAUCUGUUUGCACAGUUUUUCUCCUCUUCUGAUGAAUCAGAUGUAGAAAAUAUCGAAAGAGAAAUAGAAGAAAUUGACUCUUCAGAUAUGGAAGGAAAUAAAUCAGUGAUUCGUAUGAAUAGUAAGAGAAAGCACAAUAAAAAAGAUAAAAGUUUCAAACAUAAAACUGAGGAAUCUGUGAGAGAUUUUAAGGAAUUAAAGGGAAAGACAGAGACAGAAAAACGCAUUAAGUUCGAAAAUAAAGAAAAACCGAAAGUGAGAUUUCAAGUUUCUCCGAAAGGCAAGGUGAAACCAUCAGAGAGUCGGACAGGAAAGGCUGCAGUGAGGAGGAGUGGUAAACAGUCUGCUGCUGAUGGUGAAGAUGAAGAUGAUAAUGAUGAUGACAAUGUGUUACAGUAUGAUCAGACGCUUGCAGGAACAUUUGCUGAUGUUGCAGAUGUAUUUGAUAAUUGUGGUGUGGUACAUAUACACAAGAAUGUGAAGGUAGUUGGAGGAAGUCGUGCCGAGGAUCACAUGUCCAAGUGUGCUAUAUCAGAUGUGUAUGAACUACACCAGCAUUCACAGGAUCUGGCUGCUCAGUGUGAACCAAUGUCAGAGUCAAGUGAGGAGGAGCAACCAGUGAUGGAGAAAAAGAGGCGUGGCCGGAAUGCUGUAUCUGAGGAUCAUAACACUGUACGUUCAACAAUGGUUGGAAAUACAAAAUAUCUGAUAGGGCAGACACCUAAAGCUUUUAGAUUGAAGUACUUUGAGGAGAUGUCAAAACACAUAAAUUCUGGUUCCCUCCUAGACUUUGCACAGCUGGUUCUCACCUCAAGUCUAGGGGAGAGAGUAAAAAUGUUGAAUAGGUUUUACGAGAGCAAAGAUCCAGCUCUUCAAGGUAUUCAUAAACUGAAGAACUACACACCUAUGUCUAGUGAAACAUGUCGUGAGGUCAAGAAGAGUUACAGUAGAAGCAAGUAUGAAAAAGUGCAAAGGAAAAAUGAGGUUGGCCCCAGAAGGACCACACCUGCAAGUUCAAGGACCUGCAGUAAAGUUGGUCAGGGUGUCAGCUUCCUGGAUGAUAUAGAACCUGAUAGUGAAUCUCUGAGUCAACAAAGUGGUAAAUCUGACAACGGUAGACCUAACAGUGCUGAGAGCAGCAUGGAAGUGGGCAGAAAAGUCUCACCAAGAAAGAGGGUACAGAGGUCUCCUAACAGGAAACUUGUUAAAAAAUGUAAAAUAGCAACAAAAUCCAGGCAUGAGCCUGCUCCUUCUAUUUACUUUGAAGACUAUGACAGUAUUACAGAAGAUAAGUAUAGGUAUGGAAAGAAAGAAGAAACUGGGGAAGAAAGUGUUGAUUCAGAGGAUUUACUUGAUGAAAUAGGCAGAACUAAUGAAGACAUUCUAGAUGAUUUACCAGCAGUUCACAAGAAGCAAAGAGAUACACAACAGUUCUCUGUGUCUUCAGUUUUAGACGAUGUGUUUGAUCAAGCAGAAUCUUCUGCUAAACUGAUUAAAAAGCCGCCACCUUCAAAGACCAUCAGAACAAAUUCACCCACAAAAAGGGCAGGAUUAAAAAGAAAAGAAAAAAAUGAAAACUUGUCAUCAGAUGAUGAUGAUGACCCAUUCAAAAUAGUUGAUGAAAUCUUUAAUAAUAAUACUGAUAGAAGAAAACAAAAUAAAGAACCAAAUAAAGCUGGAGAAGAGAUAAGAUAUGGACUGAAUAGAAAUCUGAAUGCCAGUAAAGAUGUUAACGAGGAAUUAAUUGAGAAAGGAGAUAGUGAUGUGAAUCUAGAGGCCAGUACGUUAAAGGAUGAUAAUUAUGACUGUUUUGACGAUCCCAGACUGUGGAAGAAACGUAAGCGUAAAGAACCUGACAAGAGAAACGCUGUUGAUAGACUUAUAGAUGACAGUAAUGCUGAUUUUGAUGAUCUUUUUACAAGUGGAAAGAUGAAAAAAAAGGCAUCAAAAUCAGAUGCUGUAAAUAAUAGACAGAAUACAGAACCUCAGUUGGACGGGUCGGCGAGUUUGUUUAGUUGAUGUUUUAUUCAUAUGAUUUAACUAUAUAAACUAUAACUGUUGAAGUUUUGCAAGAUCAAUUUAGAAAUUAAAAACAUAUUUUAUAUGACGUUAAAUCUAUAUUUUAUAGUUUCUUCAACAACAAACUUUGUAGCACAGGUUAUUUUACAAUUUACCAACAUUUUAGACCCUAUUUGCUAUCAAAUGAUAAUUUUGAUUAUGUACAUUGUAGAGACAGACUUCUUCAAAACGUUCAAUUUUCUGCCAUAGUGUUACAUGCUCUUUUAUGGUGUAACAUUCUCUAUCAUGGUGUAACAUUUUCUGUCAUGAAGUAUCAUCCUGAGCCAUGGUGUAACAUCGUCUGUCAGUGGGUAACAUCGUCUGUCAUGGCAUUACAUCCUCUGACAUGGUGUAACAUUCUUUGUCAUGGUGUAACAUUCUCUGUCAUGGUGCAGUAUCCUCUGUCAUAGUAUAACAUCCUCUGUCACUGGGUAACAUCGUUUGUCAUGGCAUUACUUGGUCUGUCAUGUUGUAACAUCCUCUGUUAUGGUGUAACAUUCUCUAUUAGGACAAAGUAAUAAUGUCACCUUUGUUUAUUUCAAGCAGUAAUUUAUCAAGGAUUACUCUAGCAGAUGUGAUGCAGUAACAAGUUUUACUUUAUUCUAUAACAUAUUUGAUGCUGAACUUCUGUUAAUCUGUAGUGUCUUUGCUUGUUAUUCACAUUCUUCUUCUGCUUUUAUCUCACCUGUCACACUGACAAGGUGAGGUUUUGUGAUCACCCUUCGUCUGUCGUCUGUGCGCGCGAUUGUCCAUCAACAAUUUCUUGUCUGCACAAUAGUGGUUUUAUUUAUGAUUUUAUUUUAACCAAACUUGCACACAACUUGUAUCACCAUAAGGUCUUGGUUCCUUUCUUGAACUGGCCAGAUCCCGUUAUGGGUUCCAGAGUUGUGGCCUCUGAAAGGGCAAAAAUUAGCUAUUUUCACCUUGUCUGCACAAGAGCAGCUUCAUUUUGUAACUCUUGAACCCCUUGAAGGAUUUCAAAGAAACCUGACACAAAUGAUCACCCAUCGAAACGACAUGCAAAGCACAUGUUUCAGAUGGCUCACUUCAAGGUCAAGGUCACACUUAGGGGUCAAAGGUCAUAUGACUUUGUUUUGUAUGUAUAUUGCUCUGCAUUUGCGUUGCAUUGCAGUGCUCUUGUUUUUAUUUGGCAGAUCUUUCUUUUGUUCACUUACAGUAAUUUUUUUUAGUUACUUCCCUUUUAUGUUACUAUAAAUAGCUUAUUUAGUAACUUUUUUAUUAUUGGCCAUAGGGAAAACCAGAGACCACUUUUCUGUGGAUGGUACCUCCAAUUUUUAGGUGUAUUUUGACAUAUUUGUACCUUUAAGAAAAUUUCAACUACAGUCGAGACUGUUUUAAGAGACCGACUUUGGGAAGCAGCGAAAAAGGUCACAUAUGACAGGUAGUCUCUUAAAACAGUCUCACUUAACAGGAUGACGCUGGUUUCAUAUAUUUUUCCAAUUAAAGUACAUGAAUCUCGGAUACUUAUAUAUUGGCCUCUUUUAAGGUAGGAGUGGAAAAUGAUUAAAUACUAUUUCUUUAAUUGCAUAUUGAUAAAAUAUAAAUUUCAAAUAAUUUGCGUCAUUCGUAUGAUGUUGAUAAAACAAAUUUAAGCUCAUGAUCUGGCAAGAAAAUAAAGGAGAGCAGUAAAAUAUAAAUGUUCCAUUUGAACUAUUUACACAUUGCUCAUGAGGUUUAUGAUAUUUAUAUUUUUGUGUACUAAUUGUUCAUUGACAUUUAUUCGAUUAUUGACUGCAUCUUUAAUCUGUGUUUACUUCGUCGUUUCCUGUUAAAUACCGCCAUAUUUUUGUUUCACCAGGAAUAAAGUUAAUUUAUGCACCGACUCCGAAUUCUUCAGCGACUAUAUACGCUGGUUUUCCCUAAUCGAGCAAUUCAAGUGCCUUAACACGCUGUUCUAAUGUCAAAACAGUUCUUUUUUAUGUUUUUCAUCAGCCAUUUUUUGUAAACAAAUAAGUUCUCGUCUCAAACAACUUCACGCGAGAUAAAGAACGGUAACUCUAUCGUGUAAAGUCUUGCGAGGGAGCGUCUCAAAGUCGCUGAAAACGGUCUAAAUAUCGAUUCGGGAGCCUGAUUUCACAGUUGCUUGUCGCGUAAGGCAGGGGGUUGCUUAAUUCAGACUCUUUUAAUAGUAAAUUGCGUCCGGAGCAUAAAAUAGGGUCGCAUAUGACAGAGAGUCGCUAAAUUCAGGGGGUCGUUAAGGCAGUCUCGACUGUAUAUUUUCUCAUAAUUCUUUUGAUUGAUCUUGAUUAUGAUUUUUAGCUCACCUGAGCACAAAGUGCUCAAAGGUGAGCUUUUGUGAUCACCCGUCGUCCGUCCGUCCGUCGUCAACAGUUUGGCUGUUAACACUCUAGAGGUCACAAUUUUGGCCCAAUCUUAAUGAAACUUGGUCAGAAUGGGACGAGUUCGAUAUUGGGUCAUCUGGGGUCAAAAACUAGGUCACCAGGUCAAAUCAAAGGAAAAGCUUGUUAACACUCUAGAGGUCACAAUUUUGGCUCAAUCUUAAUGAAGCUUGGUCAGAAUAUUGCCCUUAAUAAAAUCUUGGACGAGUUUGAUAUAGGGUCAUCUAGGGUCAAAAACUAGGUCACCAGGUCAAAUCAAAGGAAAAGCUUGUUAACACUCUAGAGGUCACAAUUUUGGCCCAAUCUUAAUGAAACUUUGUCAGAAUGUUACCCUCAAUAAAAUCUUAGACGAGUUUGAUAUAGGGUCAUCUAGGGUCAAAAACUAGGUCACCAGGUCAAAUCAAAGGAAAAGCUUGUUAACACUCUAGAGGUCACAGUUUUGGCCCAAUCUUAAUGAAACUUGGUCAGAAUGUUACCCUCAAUAAUAUCUUGGACGAGUUCGAUAUUGGGUCAUCUGGGAUCAAAAACUAGGUCACCAGGUCAAAUCAAAGGAAAAGCUUGUUAACACUGUAGAGACCACAUUUAUGACUGUAUCUUCAUGAAACCUGGUCAGAAUGUUAAUCUUGAUGAUCUCAAGGUCCAUUUUGAAUCUGGGUCAUGUAGGGUCAAAAACUAGGUCACCAGAUCAAAUCAAAGGAAAAGCUAGUUAACACUGUAGAGGCCACAUGUAUGAUCGUAUCUUAAUGAAACUAAGUCAGAAUGUUAAUCUUGAUGAUCUAUAGUUCUUGUUCAAAUCUAGGUCAGGUGGGUAAAAACUAGGUCACUAGGUCAAAUCAAAGGAAAAGCUUGUUAACACUCUAGAGGCCACCUUUAUGACUGUAUCUUCAUGAAACUUGGUCAGAUUGUUAUCUUGAUGAUCUUUAGGUCAAGUUAGAAUCUGGGUCGUGCAGGGUCAAAAUCUAGGUCACCGGGUCAGAUCAAAGGAAAAGCUUGUUAACAGUCUGGAGGCCAUAUUUAUGACUGUAUCUUCAUGAAACUUACUUAGAAUGUUAAUCUUGGUGAUCUUUAAGUCAAGUUCGAAUCUGGGUCAUGUGGGAUAAAAAACUAGGUCACCGGGUCAAAUCAGAGGAAAAGCUAGUUAACACUUAGAGGCCACAUUUAUGAUCAUAUCUUAAUGAAACUUGGUCAGAAUGUUGAUCUUGAUGAUCUUUAGGUCAGUAGGUCAGGUGAGCGAUACAGGGCCUUCAUGGCCCUCUUGUUUGACCUUCUUGUCCUUAAGUGCAAUGAUAACAGGUGAGCGAUAUAGGGCCAUUAUGGCCCUCUUGUUUACCAUUUUUUUUAGAAGACUGGAAUAUAUUUUUACAACUGCAUAGACUCGCUAAUUUAGUAAAAGGCAGAGUGAAAGACUUACCUUUAUAGUACUCUUUAUCACAUGUUAGAUGCUGUUGAAGUGAAAUAAAGCCAUUACAUAAUUUUGCAAUUACACUGGGGUAAUAAAGUUUUGACAUUCG